Molecule: messenger RNA, 2572 nt
Organism: Astrephomene gubernaculifera
Lineage: Eukaryota; Viridiplantae; Chlorophyta; Chlorophyceae; Chlamydomonadales; Astrephomenaceae
Source: the annotation of a GenBank genome assembly
GUGCACGCCUUUAAUCCUCUCUCAGCGACAAUGCUACUACGAAGAUAAUACUCAACCAUAUGCUUACGAACACGGCCCAGCGCUCCUGAGGGGGGUAUGGGUCAGCAAUGCGCUCCACGCUUGUUUGGGUCACCCCUUUAGCAGCGCUGCUUAUCUUUAGCAUAACUUAUGCGCCAGCUGUAUUGGGAAGGAAGCCAUGCCCCGAGGGCUGCACAACGUUUGGGACAUGUAAUGAGGAGCUAGGAAGAUGUGACUGCCCAUGGAACUACACAGGACCGGCGUGCUUGACGCCGCACAAAGGCUUUUGCGUGAAACGCGUUGGCGUAGAUAACCCUAUAAAUACCUGCAAGCAUGGCGAUCCAACUCUUUGUGUGAACGCCUGCAACAGCAGGGGUGACUGCAAAGGAGGCUUUUGCCGCUGCAAGCCUGGCUACUUUGGGACGGACUGCUCUUUGUCUUACAAUGAUCAGGGAAAGGUCGAGGUCCUCGCGGGUACAAACUACCGGCUGAAUAAGAGAGGUCCUCGUAUCUAUGUUUAUGAUAUCCCCCCGGACUUCCAUGUCAAGCGCGACAUCCAUCAAGCUGACCGACCACCGCUCCAGCUUGCGCUUAUGGAGCGCAUACUAUCGGGUGGUUAUCGCACGGCGGACCCUGAAGAGGCGGACUUCUUUUACAUUCCCGGCAGCGCGCGUGACUUGAAGAAAGCCUACUUGUUACAACCUCUGCUGUCGUACGUUGCCGAAACAUGGCCCUACUGGAACCGCACCGGCGGAGCCCGGCACAUCAUGCCCGCCGAGGGCGAUGUGGGCACCUGCGAGCUGCCGCUCAUGGUCCGACAGAUGGCGGUCAACAUGACGUGGCUGCAGUUCUGGGGCAUGUACGACUUCCACCCGCACUGGGGCCAGAUCUUCCACAACCGCAUCCCGUGCAUGGUGCCCGGCAGGGACAUCGUGGUCCCCUUCAUGGCCAUGUCCAGCCACGACCGCUUCGUGAUCGAGACGCCGCUGCACCCGCGCAACCGCCAGCGCAACCGCACGCACACCUUCUUCUUCGCGGGAGGGGUGUGCGGCAGCGGCAACCGGCGCGCGCUGCCGCCCAACUGCAACUACUACAAGCAAGUGCGGUACAGCGGGGGAGUGCGACAGGCGGUCUACCUCCACUUCCACAACCGCACCGGCUGGCGGGUGGUGCCCGGCACCGACGACUACGCGCGCGACUACGCCUCCUCCACCUUUUGUCUGGCGGCUGCGGGCGGCGGAUGGGGCAAGCGCGGCAUCGUGGCUGCCAUGUACGGCUGCAUCCCCGUGGCGGCCACCGACAUGCUGUACGAGGCGUUCGAGCCGGAGAUGGACUGGGGCAGGUUCGGUGUGCGCAUCCCGCAGUCCGACAUCCCCCGCCUGGCGGAGCUGCUGGAGUCGUUCAGCCCGCAGCAGGUGGCGGCCAUGCAGGCGCGCACCGCCUGCGCCGCGCAGCACCUGCACUGGAGCACCAACCUGGGGGGCAUCAUGGGGGAAACAGGCGAGUUCGACGCCUUCCACACCAUCAUGGCCAUCCUGCGCAUGCGGCGCAAGCGGCCCGACCUGCCCCCGCAGCGCUACUACGCGGAGGACGCGGAGUUCCGGGACUUCAUCGACUGCAAGCCAUUCCGGCCCUCCGCGCGGCACCCCCCUCUCUGCACCAUGUACGUUGGGCCCGGCAUGGAGACACGCGGCUUCGAGGACGCCUGCCCGCCCGCCCGCUAUUACUUCCGCCGCAAGAUGGGGCCGCCGGGAGGUGCCAUCUGCGCGCUGUCACCCAGCCCCGCCUCCUGCCCCAUCUUCGACUGAGUUCCCAUGCUCGACUGAGGCUGGGGCCGGGGCAGAAGGUAGAGGCAUGUGUGCGCGAGAGGGGCAGGGCGGCACAGCAGCAAACCAGACAGAAGCAGCAGCGGGAGACAGCAAGCAGGGCGCUGAGAUACCAGGCGCGCUGCAGCUUGACAUGAACGCAGCAUGACGAGGGCCAAGGGGCGGAGGCGGCGGAGCCGAGGAGGAGGAGGAGUCGAGGAGGUGGAGGAGGGGGGUGUUGCUGCGUCCGGGGGCCGCUGAGGCUGCCCCGGAGAGACGCCCCCGAGUCCCCCGCUCCCCCGCUGUGCACCAUGUUCGUGAGUCCGCUGGUCACCAAGUAUCCGGACACCUGCCCCAAGGAGCUCUUCAGGUUCUACAUGCGCCGCAAGAUGGGGCCGCCGGGCGGGGCUAUCUGUGUGGGAGCCAAGGACCUCGCCUCGUGCCAGCGCUUCUGACCGACAGAUUGACAGAUACAUGAUACUGAGAGAACUGGACGUCUAUGUGUGGCCGAGUGUGUAGUUGAGCGGGUCGUAGUGGUGGCAUGGAGGUGUUUCGUCUGGUGUGCGUCCUGGCAGACUUGAGGAUGUUUUUGCGGCGUUGCACUUGUGCAAGAAACACAUGAGGCGUUGAUGCAUAGCCAGCAUUUACUGGAAGGUUGACAAUGUGAGGAUGGAAUGACGAGGGGAUGCGAGGCAGGCGCUCACUGUCUACCAUGGACACCGUGGAAGUGGUGAUAAUUAUGCGUGGCG